Messenger RNA from Ilyonectria robusta, 819 nucleotides. RefSeq names its product ATP synthase. Gene Ontology annotation, biological process: proton motive force-driven ATP synthesis. The transcript has 5 exons. Bases 72 to 569 code for a protein of 165 amino acids. The record is from RefSeq and is a predicted model, not a curated record. NCBI's taxonomy places the organism in Eukaryota, Fungi, Ascomycota, Sordariomycetes, Hypocreales, Nectriaceae. Gene Ontology annotation, molecular function: proton-transporting ATP synthase activity, rotational mechanism.
GGCAAAGAUUCGUGCCAGCUGCCUUAUUUGAGCUCACGCAAGCAACAACCUCAUCCCACAGCUCAGCCAUCAUGAACUCCCUCCGCCUCGCCCGCGCGGCUCUCCGAGCUCGCCCUGUCGCUAUGCGAGUCCCCGUCCAGCGAAGAACCUACGCCGAGGCCAUUCCCGACAAGAUCAAGCUGAGCCUGGCUCUGCCUCACGAGGCCAUCUACAAGUCCCAGGACGUCGUUCAGGUCAACAUUCCCGCUGAGUCUGGCGAGAUGGGUGUCCUGGCGAACCACGUUGCCUCGAUUGAGCAGCUUAAGCCCGGUCUGGUUGAGAUUAUCGAGGAGACCGGUGGUGCCAAGCAGUUCUUCCUGUCCGGUGGAUUCGCUACCGUCCAGCCCAACUCCGUUCUGAGCAUCAACGCCGUCGAGGGCUUCCCCCUCGAGGACUUCAGCGCCGAUGCCAUCAAGAGCCAGAUUGCCGAGGCUACCAAGGUCGCGAACGGCAGUGGCAGCGAGCAGGACAUCGCCGAGGCCAAGAUCGAGCUGGAGGUCCUCGAGACCCUGGCCGCUCAUGUGAAAUAAAUGUGUACAGCGUUUAUGGCGAUGGAGGCCCUUGUACAUCAAUUUUCUAUCCCUUCCUAGCAACAAGCCGAGACAAUUGAAACCAGUCAUGGCUGUGCUACCAUUUUUUGAGCUGUUCUGCGAUUGUUUGCGCGUGAAUCCUUCCUUUGCCAUGUUGAUUGUGCUGCUGUAUUUUGGAACGGCCGGUGCGAUACCGGACCUCUUGCCGUCAUAGUGCUUAAACCUUCCAUCGCUGCAAACCUCGAUUUUA